CUUGACGCGCCCAUCUUAGUGACGUCAUCCCAAACAUGGCGGCCUACUUGAGCCGGUUGCACCACAUUUCCCUGCAGGUUUCAAACGUGGAUAAAGUCGCUCACGAGCUCGUAUCGCGGUUCCAGUUUAACGUGUUCGCGGCGCGACGGACAGACCGGGCGAAGCAGCUCGCGCUCCGCAGAGGAUCCGCGGUGUUCGUGGUGAACGAGAGACCGAGUCUGAGUGACUGCGGCGCUGUCAGAGAUCACCGGGACGCGGGUUGUGUGUUCGGGACUCAUGAGCACUACCCGGUGGACACCGUUAGUAACGUGUGCUUCGAGGUGACCGAUGUACCGAGCGCGAGCCGGGCGCUCCGGGAUCAGGAUGGGUGUGAGUUCCUCCAGCCGCCCGCGGAGCUUCAGGAUGACCGCGGCCGGGUCACCUUCUCCAUCGUGCGCUCCCCGGUGGGUAACGUGUGCCACACACUCAUCGACAGCUCCCGGUACCAGGGACCCUUCCUGCCUGGUUUCCGUGAGGUGAGCUCAGGCUGUCAGGGUGCAGACCGCUCCCGCUGUCCCAUCACUCACUUCGACCACAUCACAUACGCCUGUCCGCGGAGCAGUACUGUACACAUCACCAACUGGUACCGGAGGAACUUUGGCUUCCAGAGGUUCUUCAUUGACAGGAAUGAGGAUGUGGACGAGGGAUACGUGUUGAACCAUGAUGGGAUCGGCCUGCGUUUGACAGCUAUGGAAUACUGGAAAUGCAGUGAGUCUGGAAUAAAACUGCCCUUUAAGGAUGAAAAGGAGCCGGACUGCAAGUUUGUGAUCGCAGAGUCUCUCCCUGAGCAAGGCAGGAAUCAGGUGGACACGUUUCUGGAUGAGCACCGAGGAGCAGGAAUCCAGCACAUCGGCCUGUACACCGAGGACAUCGUGAAAACUGCUCAAACUCUGAGUCAGGCUGGAGUUCAGUUCUUCUCUCCUCCUCCGGCGUACUACACUGAGGUGGGAAAGCAGCAAGAGAUGUUGGAUGCAGGUUAUGAUCCUCAGACACUGAGUCGAUAUGGGAUUCUGCUGGACACUGACAUCCAGACGGACACAGACAGACAGACCACAGACGGCCAACGGCACCUCCUGCAGGUCUUCACCAAGCCGGUGUUUGCAGAGGACACGUUUUUCCUGGAGCUGAUCGAGCGCAGAGGAGCAACAGGCUUUGGCGAGGGGAACAUCCGAGCGCUCUGGAGAUCCGUUCAGGCCUAUAUGGAGAACGGAGAACAUCAGGAGAGGCAGAGCAACAACCAGCUGAGCAAACAGCGCUGACUGAGCAUCUGCACCACACACACACACACACACUUAUAGAGAAUACACUGUAGGAAACGUAUGUUAAUGAACAGCUUCCGUAUUUAGUGAUUCACCAGUGUUUUCUGUUUAUUUACAGUUGAGAAUUGCAUUAUGGGAUGUUGAUCUCUGCGCUGACGACUUUUGAUGUUGGA
Messenger RNA from Danio rerio (zebrafish), 1471 nucleotides. Lineage: Eukaryota; Metazoa; Chordata; Actinopteri; Cypriniformes; Danionidae. The record is from RefSeq and is a predicted model, not a curated record.